This is a messenger RNA of Ctenopharyngodon idella (grass carp), 1803 nucleotides long. Its product is annotated as tripartite motif-containing protein 16. Gene Ontology annotation, molecular function: protein binding; zinc ion binding. Bases 39 to 1523 code for a protein of 494 amino acids. The record is from RefSeq and is a predicted model, not a curated record. NCBI's taxonomy places the organism in Eukaryota, Metazoa, Chordata, Actinopteri, Cypriniformes, Xenocyprididae. The transcript has 6 exons.
CUCAGUUAAGUACUGCCAGUGCCAGCGCAUCCACAAUCAUGGAGGAAACAGCUCCAGCUCUUCAGUCAAGUGGAUCCGCAGAUGUGGAGUGUAAUGCAUGCGUCGGAAGGAAGCGCAAAGCCGAACAGACCUGUCUGGAGUGUUCGGAAUCAUACUGUGACAUUCAUCUUGGUAUGCAUAACACUCUGCACGUGGGAAAGAGGCACAAACUAGUGGAGCCGAAUGCAGCGUUGCAGGAGAACAUCUGCCCCGAUCAUGGCAGGAUCCUGGAGGUGUUCUGCCGCACAGACCAACGCUGCAUCUGUCACCUGUGCAUUACUGAUAAACACAGAGGUCAUGAGGUCAUUGCAAUGGAAGAAGAGGUGGCCAAUAAACAGGUUAAGUUGUGGGAGUUGCAGAAGCAGGUCCUUGACAUAAUUGAAGCAAAAGAGAAAGACGUGCAAGAGCUGGGACAAGCUGUUGAGGUUUUCAGGGCUUCAGCAAAUAAGGCACUGGAGAAGAAUGAGAAAGAGUUCACUGAGCUGAUCCAGUCUAUGCAGGACAGCAAAGCCAAAGUGACAGAGCUGAUCCAAGGUCAGACAGAGACUGCAGUGAAGCAAGCGGAUGGAUUCAUAAAGUCUAUACACCAGGAGAUCAGUAAUAUGAAGACCUUAGAUGCUGAUCUACUAAACCUGGAGCUGCUCUCUCAUACAAACAACAAUGUUCAAUUUCUUGAGAGCACUGUGUCUCUGCCCUCACUGACCAAGUAUAAAAGAUCAUUCGUCUUCCUCGUGCAUCCAUACAAUUCCUUUGAGCGUGACUCCAUGGCAGUUAAUGAACUGGUAGAGAAGCUAAACACGACCAGCAAGUCGAGUUUACUCACAAUUUCCAGAAAAGUGAAAAACACUAGAAUCGUAACAUCACCACGACCGAAGACUCGAGAGGAGUUUCUAAAGUGUGCAUCAAAGCUCACUUUUAAUACCAACACAGCACAUGAAAGUCUCGUCUUGAGAAAAGACAACAGAGAGGUGAUAGCCUCACACCUGACACAGGACUAUCCUGAACACACUCAGAGGUUUAACUGCAGGGCACAGAUCCUGUGCAAUGAAGGUCUCAGAGGGUCCCCUAAAUAUUGGGAGGUGGAGUUUGGCGGGGGCACCUGGAUCUGCAUCGCUGUGUCCUACCAAGGGGUCCGUAGGAAAGGCAAGCAGCGUACUCUGUUUGGGAGAAACGCAGAGUCAUGGGGACUUCGCUGUUACUGGUCCCGUAUUGAAUUUUGGCAUGAUAAUAAGACAACAUUUUCGAAGAAUCAAUCACGUGGCUCCAAAAUAGGAGUGUAUUUAAACUACAGGGCUGGAAUCUUGGCAUUUUACAAUGUUUCCGACAACAUGAGUCUCAUUUAUAAGCACCAAACUGUUUUUAAAGAGCCUGUUUAUCCUGGGUUCGGACUGGCUGGAAAAGGUUCCUAUGUGAGACUUUGCGAUCCAGUGAAAAAUGAGACUAAAAUGCCCCUUUCUUCUCCAUUUAAGUUUGGCAGUUUGUAAGUUCUAGUGUUAACACAUGCAGUUGUCAUGAAAUGUAUACUAUUAUCAAGCAUUAUUUGUAAUCAUUCAUCAGGAUUCAGAGGAAGGAUGCCUUUUUUGCAUGUAGACACUUGGUGGCAGCACUAGAUAAGUUUUAAAUUCAAUCUUUUUUAUUCAGCAUCCGUAAUUAGGGACAACACUAGUCAAGAAUAACUGAGAAUGCAUAUCAAACCAGUGUGUUUUGAGUGAAAAAAUGUUUUGUAUUGUAUUGAUUAUUAAAUAUAUUUGAUUUUAUAUACUA